AUGCUGCGUCUCACCAGACCUGUGGGCGCUUCCUUGCGUAGGCGCUUGCUCGCGCCAGCUGUGCCCCAGGUGCGUUCAAACAUCUAUGUUGAUACCGAGCUCGUGCGACUGACCCCGACGCUACAGAGAAGAACCUUUGCCGAGAAGAGAGAGUCGGUCCUGAGCUCCGACCCUGCUUUCUUGCCAGGGAGCCAAAGUCCUGCUGUUGCAGUCAAGACAGAAGUCCCAUUGGGCCCAGGAGGCCCAGGAAGCCCGGCCCCUCCAGCUCCCAGUCCUGCGGCACCCUCUUCCUCCUCGACAAUACCUCCUGAGAACGUUCCUCUCGCACCGCCUAGCCCACCUAAAGUGCAAACGGCACCUCCUACGAGCCCGUCAUCUGUGAGCCCGGCCGAACCGCCUCCACCACCGCCGGCUCAGAAGUCGACUCCUCCACCUCCGCCACCGCGCAAGCGGUUUAGACGUCUUCGCACUCUAUUUUACCUCCUUCUCCUCAGCGCGGUGAGCUAUGGUGGGGCUGUAUUCUACGCCUUGAGCAAUGACAAUUUCCAUGAUUUCUUUACGGAGUAUAUUCCUUUGGGUGAAGAGGCUGUAUUAUAUUUCGAGGAGCGGUCUUUCCAGAAAAAGUUUCCUCACACGAGACAUAAUAUUGUCAGGCUUCCCCGACCAGACAGACAAGAAGACGGCAAGGUUACCACCAUUCCGCAAAAGUCUGGAAUAUCGUGGCGAGUGGCAGAGGACGAACCAAAGUCCAGUGAUCUUACACAGAAGGGCAAACACAUGAGUUCAUUGGGUGCCAACGAGCCUGUUACGAAACAGAACACCAUCGAUGCCAAGGCUGACCCAGCGGGUGCAACGCCAAAGGAGAGAAGUAGUGCGGUUGAAACCGUAAAGAAGGACUCUGGUGCAAAACAAGUCGCGUCGACUUCUGACCAAUCUGCAAAGGCACCGAGCGCAGUAUCCGACUCGCCUGCGGCCGGUGACUCACGACCGCCAGCAAUCCCUCCGGUCACAUCAAUCUCACCCCUUGCGGUGCCCAACGCGGACGAGCCUGUGGUACAAGAACUGGUCAAAAUUGUCAACGAUCUGAUCACAGUCGUGAACUCCGACUCAGCCGAUGCAGCCAACAAGUACUCGGCCCCGAUGGCCAAAGCGAAAGAAGCCCUUGAGUCAGUGGCCAGCCAAAUCACUCUUCUCCGCGAAGCUGAACGCAAAGCGGCGGCACAGCACAUUGAGGAAGCCCACAAGGAGUUCGAUGAAGGCGCCAGACAACUUCUCAAACGUAUCGAAACCGCCCAGGCGGAAGACGAUGCUCGAUACCGAGAAGAGUUCGAGGCCGAGCGGGCUCGUAUUGCACAUAUCUACGAGGAGAGACUGAAGACCGAGGUCCAACGUAGCACCGAGUUGGCGGAACAGCAGCUAAAGAACGCGCUCGCGGAGCAAGCCAUUGAGAUGAAGCAUGAAUUCGUCAAGCAGAUCCAAGAGCUCGUGGAGUCAGAACGAGGAGGUCGCCUGGCCAAGCUUUCCGACCUUAGCUCCAAUGUCGAGAACCUCACCGAACUGACGGCCAACUGGAACGGAGUGAUUGAUGCCAACCUCGCAACCCAGAAACUGCAAGUCGCAGUCGACGCCGUCCGAGCAGCGCUAGACGAAUCCGCCGCGUCCGAGGCCAAACCCAGAGCCUUCGUGCGCGAAAUGGCCGCUCUGAAACUAGUUGCCGAUGCCGACCCGGUGGUCGAUGCCGCCAUCGCAUCGAUCAACCCAGCAGCGUACCAGCGAGGCAUCCCAAGUCAGCCGCAGUUGAUCGACCGGUUCCGCCGCGUGGCCAAUGAAGUGCGCAAAGCCAGUCUGUUGCCGGAAAACGCAGGGGUUGCAUCUCACGCGGCCAGUCUCGUGCUGUCGAAGGUGCUGUUCAAGAAACAAGGCCAUCCCACCGGGGAUGAUGUGGAAAGUGUUCUCACCCGCACCGAGACCUUGUUGGAGGAAGGAGAUCUUGACGGGGCCGCACGAGAGAUCAACUCUCUCUCGGGCUGGGCCAAGGUAUUGAGCCGCGACUGGCUGGCCGAUGUGCGUAAGGUACUGGAAGUCAGGCAGGCAUUGGAUGUCAUCGAGACCGAGGCCCGGCUGCAGUGUCUGCGCGUAGAAUAG
Messenger RNA from Capronia epimyces CBS 606.96, 2145 nucleotides. RefSeq lists its product as uncharacterized. Gene Ontology annotation, biological process: cristae formation. The transcript has a single exon. The record is from RefSeq and is a predicted model, not a curated record. NCBI's taxonomy places the organism in Eukaryota, Fungi, Ascomycota, Eurotiomycetes, Chaetothyriales, Herpotrichiellaceae. The coding region runs from base 1 to 2145 and encodes 714 amino acids. Gene Ontology annotation, cellular component: MICOS complex.